Messenger RNA from Biomphalaria glabrata, 1239 nucleotides. RefSeq lists its product as uncharacterized. Lineage: Eukaryota; Metazoa; Mollusca; Gastropoda; Planorbidae. The record is from RefSeq and is a predicted model, not a curated record. The coding region runs from base 154 to 1188 and encodes 344 amino acids. The transcript has 6 exons.
CUAGAUUAUUAUUUCACGUUUGUGACUGGCUAUCAGAUUGCUUAUGGGUCUGACUUUGUAUCUUUUGGCUAUAGACAAUUUUUAGUUUAGGGACAGAAGCACCGAAAUGAAAGGAAAUUAGUUUGCAUCGUAGAUUCUGUAAUACCUGAUAUAAUGUCACCAAUGUCACUGAGACUUUAUAUUCUGUUACUUUCUUUGACUUUGACUGUCAAAAUAGUUCAAGUAUUUGGACAAACUGAAAACUGUCCAACAGAAAAGGAUAUUAUUUCACGAGGGAAAUGUUACACUUUCUUGAAACAACGCCUAACAUGGCUUCAAGCAAAAGCGGCUUGUGAAUCCUCUUCUAUGUCCCUGGCUGAGUUUGAGAAUAAGGAAGAAGCAAGUUUUGUAGUGCAAAAUUCGGUUGAAGUGUAUUGGAUCGGCGUCUACGAUCUCGACAACGAGCAUACGACCUACGCCUGGCUUAGCAGCAACAAAACAGCCGAUAUAGAUUAUUGGUACCUGGUUCCAUCCUAUGGAGAGAAUAUGUGUGUGUUCAUCACGUGGACGAGCGGCCCGGCUGCUGAUACCACAUCCUGUGACGUAGAACACUUCUAUAUCUGCAUGAGUCCACUACAAAAUAACUCAGCAUCUACAACCGAAACAUCAUCCAUAACAACCGCUUCUACAACUGAGACACCAUCAAUCACAAUUUCUACAACAGAGAAGCCAUCAAUCACAACUUCUACAACUAAGACGCCAUCAAUCACAACUUCUACAACUAAGACGCCAUCAAUCACAACAGCUUCUACACCUAAGACGCCAUCAAUCACAACAGCUUCUACAACUGAGACGCAAUCAAUCACGACAGCUUCUACAACUGAGACGCAAUCAAUCACGACAGCUUCUACAACUAAGACGCCAUCAAUCACAACAGCUUCUACAACUAAGACGCCAUCAAUCACAACAGCUUCUACAACUGAGACGCAAUCAAUCACGACAGCUUCUACAACAGAAACGCCAUCUAUAACAACUUGUACAACUGAGACGCCAUCAAUCAAAAUUUCUACAACUGAGACGCCAUCAAUCACAACUACUUCUACAACUGAGACGCCAUCAAUCACAAUUUCUACAACUGAGACCCCAUCAAUCACAACUUCUACAACAGAGACGCCAUCUAUAACAACUUGUACAACUGAGACGCCAUAAAUCACAAUUUCUACAACUGAGACGCCAUCAAUCACAACUACUUCUACAACU